AUGGACGCGUUUGUAUCGCAAAAGAGGAAGCGGGUUGAGGUCACACAAAGCGUUGCACCGCCACAGGUCACACCUCCUCAGCGCAGUUCAACACCAGAGCAGGAAGAAGAGUCUACAGACAUCAAACUAGCUUUGCUGGCUUCUCUACACCCAGCUGUCGACGAGGCGACUCUUCUUGAAGCGCUUCUCGCCUCGGAUGGACAUGUGGAUCAAGCUUCUGCUUCCAUAACGCAAAGCACGCUUGCAUCCCCAAGGAAACGAAGUGCAAAUGCCGCCAUAGGAUACCAGUCCUCACUUUCACUGUACCGUCUGAACUCUGAAGGUGGUGGGCCGGCAAAAAAGCCUUUAGUAAAGAAGGGCAAGACGCUCUGCUUGUUCAGCCCGGAAGAUAUCGAGCAGCAUACGCCGUGCUCCAUCAUCCACAACUUCCUGCCUCCUCAGCAAGCAAACGCAUUGUUACAACAGCUGAUCGACGAGACACCGACAUACCAGCGUCUUGAGUUCAAGCUGUUUGAUAGGGUCGUUACUAGCUCUAGCACGUUUAGCUUCUAUGUAAACUCUCUCGCAGAAGCGGAGGAGCAAAAGACUGAGUACAUCUAUGAUGGUCGCAAGGUUGAGAACGUACAGCAAAGCCUCCCUGAGAUGCUUCGCGCAGUUCCUCAAGUUGAGGCUACCGUCAAUCGCGAGAUUGAACGAAGAAUACGAGACUUCUAUCCCUGCAGCAAGAAGCUGAAGUACCAAUCGCCUCAUCCAUGGAAAGCCAAUACUGCAUUUGUAAACUGCUACGACGGCCCACAAGAACACGUCGGAUACCACGCCGAUCAACUCACCUAUCUCGGCCCGCGCGCAGUCAUCGGUAGCUUGAGUCUUGGAGUGGCGCGAGAAUUCCGCGUGCGCAGAAUCCAUGCCGAAGACGACAAGUACCGAAAGGACGAUGGCUCUCUGGCCGACGCUCAAGGCCAGAUCUCGAUUCAUCUACCGCACAACUCGCUCCUCGUUAUGCAUGCCGAGAUGCAGGAAGAAUGGAAACACUCCAUCGCGCCGGCGCAAGCUAUCGAUCCUCACCCACUUGCGAAGAACAAGCGGCUCAACAUCACUUAUCGGUUCUACAAGGACAGUCUGCACCCUAGGUACACGCCAGAGUGUAGAUGCGGUGUACCUACUGUCCUAAGAUGUGCGACAAGGAAGAAAAAGUCGAGAGGGCGGUACAUGUGGAUGUGCCACACCAACUACGUUCCUGGCCAAGACGGGUGCUCUUUCUUCCAGUGGGCCGAGUUCGACGAUGAUGGAGAGCCCCCAUGGGCUGCAAGGGCAAGGGCUGAUCAGGAGAAGCUGGCCAAAGACAGACAAUCACCGCCGAAUGACGGCAGUGCAGAGAACACAUGA
Messenger RNA from Ascochyta rabiei, 1386 nucleotides. RefSeq lists its product as uncharacterized. Gene Ontology annotation, cellular component: nucleus. The transcript is spliced from 2 exons. Gene Ontology annotation, biological process: DNA repair; DNA alkylation repair. Gene Ontology annotation, molecular function: zinc ion binding; dioxygenase activity. The coding region runs from base 1 to 1386 and encodes 461 amino acids. The record is from RefSeq and is a predicted model, not a curated record. NCBI's taxonomy places the organism in Eukaryota, Fungi, Ascomycota, Dothideomycetes, Pleosporales, Didymellaceae.